Molecule: messenger RNA, 606 nt
Organism: Pelobates cultripes (western spadefoot toad)
Lineage: Eukaryota; Metazoa; Chordata; Amphibia; Anura; Pelobatidae
Source: the annotation of a GenBank genome assembly
AUGGAUGAGUUUCUCGGCACACCCGCUGGGCCCUCUCAUGAGGCACUCAUGCCCAAUAUGGCACCAACAUCCCCGGCCUCCACUUGCUCUGGAGGGGAAUAUGUGACUCUGGCUGACAUCGGGGCAGAACUGAGGCGCAAAACUACAUUAAUGGUCACCAAAGAUGACCUUCACCAAGCACCUAACAACCAGCACGCCGCGCUGAAAUUGGAGGUAGCGGGCCUGAAGGCAGACUUUGUGGUUCACGAAACACGCAUUGCUUCUGUGGAACAACUCACGGACGCCAUGGAGAAGCAGGCCAAGGUCUCAGACACUGCCAUUCAAAGGCAGGGAGACCUGUUACUAGCCAUGCGGCGGCAACUUGAGGACAACAGAGGCCGCCAUAACAACAUUAGAAUCCGAGGGAUUCCAGAGGCCGAAGGAACAUGGGAAAAUGUCACGGAAACCCUUACCCAGCUCUUCUGUAUCAUCCUCCGUGAAGAUGCUCCAGAUCACUUCAGAUUUGAAAGGGCACAUCGAGCUCUCAGACCGCUGAGUGUCGACAGUGUUCCACAGGACAUAAUCUGCUGCCUACACUCCUUCCCCCUAAAGGAACAAAUCAUGUAA